This is a messenger RNA of Anopheles moucheti, 2111 nucleotides long. Its product is annotated as protein C12orf4 homolog. Gene Ontology annotation, cellular component: cytoplasm. The coding region runs from base 23 to 1609 and encodes 528 amino acids. The record is from RefSeq and is a predicted model, not a curated record. The transcript has 2 exons. Lineage: Eukaryota; Metazoa; Arthropoda; Insecta; Diptera; Culicidae.
ACGGAGCUUCGAACACUUCUGGAUGGAGCUGGAACCGAGUAAGAUUGUGGACUUUCACUAUGAAUACACCAACGUGGACGAUAAGCCGGCAAAGCUGGUGUACGCAAUCGAAAUUCCGUACAAAGGAAGUGUGGCCGAGUUAAGCCACCAGAUCGUGUCCGUUCGGAUGGAUCCAAUCAUGAAGUUUCUCCGGGCGGAUCGGAACCUCCUCCAAACGCUGCAAUCAUUUAUCGAGCGUGAAAAUCAAACGUUCUACGACGAUCGGGAUGAGCUUUUGCUGGAAAAGUUUCGCAAUGGAACACCGGACGUGGACUCGUUGGCGCUCGACACGGAGAAACUCUACCGCGAGGAGAUACUCGAGUUUGCCGAUCGGAUUGGACCCACGGAUGAGGAAAUAUUCGCCCAAAGUUACCAUCAGCUGGUGCAUUCGUCACUGCUGCCAGAAAUAUUAAGCAAAGAGCGUGAGUAUGCGCGUACCAUUUCUAGUUUGGCCACACAAAUGACACAGCAGAUAACCACGAUGAACACACUGCAUCAGGAGGAGAUAGAUUCGAAAAUUAAACUGCUGGAUAUAUCGAUAACACCGGAAAAUAUUAACCACAUGUUGGCCAAACAGUACGGCAUGCAGAAUAUGAUCCGGAAGCAGUGCGAGUCGGAGCUGGAAUCUACGCGGGGACAUCAGAAGCACGAGUACCGUAACUGGGUAACGCAGCAUGUGGACGAAAGUUUUCUGGCCCAUUCCGAAAGCCCCACCCAGAUCGGUAACCGGUGGUCAAUGAUUUCCACCCAGGCCCCAUCGAUGGAGGAAAGCUUCACCAUCCAUCUGGGGUCACAGCUGAAGCAUAUGCAUAAUAUACGCAUUCUCAGUACGCGCGUGUCGGAUCUUUGCAGUCCCCUGUACGGUGAUGCAUCGUUCGGUGGACCAAAUGUGGCAUUGGGGCUGUAUUCCAGCUCGCUGUGUGGUAUCGUAGUGCUAACGCCGUCCGGUAAGAUAACGCCCGAUCGGGAGAUACGACGAAAUGCCAACAUGUCGACAGAAUUUCACUUCGAUCAGAUCGAUCGACAGAUUGAAAAGAUACAGGAAGAUUUGCGGAACCUUCAGCAUGGUUCUGCGGUUGAGGCGGGUGGUGCUCAAAGCCUAGCGGCGGCUGCUGGACGGCGGCCAGAUCGUACGGUGGUGACAGUAAAGCCGGGCGAUGCAUUUAUUACGCGCCAUUCCAAUCUGUCUCACUCGCAUGUCAUCUUUCAUCUCAUAUCGGAUGAAACAUUCCAAAGCCCAAGUGAAAUAAAUUCCCGCCAUCCUGUGAUAUUGGGGUUGCGCAAUAUAUUGAAAAUCUCCAGCAGGCAUGACAUCACCACGUUGACCAUUCCGGGUCUACUGAGGCACGAAAUGUCCGAGGAUAUGACCGUCAGUUGGUGCAUUCGGCGUGCGGAAUUGGUGUUUAAAUGCGCCAAAGGGUUCAUGAUCGAAUCAGCCAGCUGGGGUGGAGCUGAACUGAACACGUUGCAGCUACUGUUACCACACGACAUUUCCGAGGAGUUGUUCCGUACGCUCGCCGACAUGGUACCGCACGUGUUUCGUGUGGCAAAUCCAAAAAUUCUCCAAUGAAGUGUAGCUGUUGAGUGUAGGAAUCUCGGUAAUAAAGGAGAAACUAUCGCAAUUUGAAAUGAAAUAUUUCCUAUCGCAGAGGUUAUAAUGUAUGCUCCAGAGAAAUGUUACGUCAACGUUUGGAAAUUUAGCUACCAUUGUAAUAUAUAUAUGUGAACUGAUUUGUAAGCGCAACGUAGAUUGUUUUCCGUCCUGAAAUGAUAUCAUAUCAGUCAAAUAUUCAUGCAAAUCAUGCAAAGUUGCAUUGCAGUGAAAGAUCAAAAACUGCUUACCUUUGGCGAAAGAUCAGAAUCAGCAACUAUUGCAAAACGUGGUGCAUAGAUGUACGAGAGCCGAUUAUCCUAUCCACUAGACGAUAUGGGAAAAAUGCAAAUUUGUAUCAGAAUGAAGUUUUGCAAAUUGCAACUUUACCCUAGAACAGCGGUCGGUAAAGUACGGUUCGCGAGCUGUGCACGCGGCUCUCUAUGCCCUUUUCAUUGUAGUUCUUUGUCAAAAAUGAUCU